This is a messenger RNA of Knipowitschia caucasica, 6594 nucleotides long. NCBI's taxonomy places the organism in Eukaryota, Metazoa, Chordata, Actinopteri, Gobiiformes, Gobiidae. The record is from the annotation of a GenBank genome assembly.
AUGCUUCCACAGGACAGGGGAAUUCACACCAUAAACGCAAAUGUGGAUUUGGAAGACGGUGAUGGAGGAGGGCUGCGCCUAGCCGCUGGAGGUGUCACCAAACGCGGCUUGGACUCGAGGAGUUUACCGCAGCAUCGAAGUCGGAGGGGUACCGGAGACAUAACCAUGCCCAAGGUGUACGGCCAGGCCAAUCUCAAUGACUCCCAUAAUCAGAUGGUCGUACACUGGGCUGGGGAAAAGAGCAACGUGAUCGUAGCCUUGGCCCGAGACAGUGCUGGAGCCACGGGUCCCAAAACCAGCUCAGUCUAUGUCUCCUACGACUACGGAACUACUUUUGCCCUUGUGUCGGAGAAGUUUCAACUAACUGGGUCCAAAGCUAAAGAUGGAAACAAGCAAAUCAUCUCUCAGUUUUACCACAGCCCAGCAGACAAUCGGAGGUAUCUUUUUGUGGACUCUACAAACAACUUUCUGUGGAACACUUUUGACUUUUGCAAGACGGUCCAAGGCUUCUCUCUACCGUUCAAACCCACUGACCUGCUGCUGCACAAUCGGAGGUCCAACCUGGUUCUCGGAUACGACAGCUCCCACCCAAACAAACAGCUCUGGAAAUCGGACGACUUCGGGGAGUCCUGGGUGUUGAUACAGGAGCAUGUUAAGGCCUACUUUUGGGGUGUGGAGCCGUACGACCCACCCACCACGGUGCUGGUCCAAAGGCAUGAGCCCCAGGGUGUCUCCACCGUCCUGAGCAGCACAGACUUCUUCCAGAGCGAACAGAACCGCAGAGUCAUUCUGGAGCAGGUGGACAGCUUCCAGCUCCGAGACAAAUACAUGUUUGCCACUACUGCACGGAAGCUGUUUGGAAGCCAUGAUCCCUCGUCUGUGCAGCUGUGGGUCUCCUAUAACAGGCAGCCCAUGAAAGCUGCAAGGUUUAUGACCCGCCAUCCAAUUACUGAGUACUACAUCGCAGACGCAUCUGAAGACCAGGUGUUUGUGUGUGUGAAUCAUGUGAAUAACGUCACACACCUCUACAUCUCGGACACUCAGGGCCUCUCCUUCUCACUAUCACUGGAAAAUGUGCUUUACUACAGUCCCGAAGGAUCGGGAAGUAACACACUCAUCAAGUACUUUGCAAACGAACCGUUUGCCGACUUGCACAGAGUAGAGGGUCUGCGUGGAGUUUUCAUUGCGACUCUCAUAAACGGUUCCGUCAGUGAGGACAAUAUGAGAUCAGUCAUCACCUUUGACAAAGGAGGGACUUGGGAGCUGCUCCAGCCACCUGCUGCUGACAGCUUAGGAGGCACCGUAGGCUGCCAGCUGAAUAAAGGCUGCUCACUGCACUUGGCCCAGCGCUGGAGUCAGCUGCUCAACAUCCAGCUCAGGAGGAUGCCUAUUCUGUCCAAAGACUCUGCCCCAGGCCUCAUCAUGGCCACAGGAUCUGUCGGCAAAAACCUGGCUAACAAGCCCAAUGUUUAUGUAUCCAGCAGCGCUGGAGCCCGCUGGAAAGAGGCUCUUGCUGGUCCUCACUUCUACACAUGGGGAGACCAUGGAGGGAUUCUGAUGGCCAUUCCACAAGGAGGCUCCUCCACAAAUCUAAAAUUCAGCACAAACGAAGGAGAGACUUGGACUGAUUUUAAAUUCUCAGAUCGAGAGGUGUACAUCUACCAGCUCCUGACUGAACCUGGAGAGAAGAGCACCAUCUUCACCAUCUUUGGCUCCUACGCCGAUCAGCGGCACAGCUGGCUCAUCCUGCAGGUCAACGCCUCCAGCGUCCUGGGCGUCCCAUGUUCAGAGGCGGACUACAAGCGCUGGUCUCCCUCAGAUGAGCAUGGGAAUGAUUGUUUACUGGGCAGAGAGAUCACAUUCAAGAGACGGGCUCCACACGCCACAUGCUUCAAUGGAGAAGACUUUGACAGACCGGUCACCAUCUCCAACUGCUCCUGCACCAGACAAGACUACGAAUGUGACUAUGGUUUCAAACUGAGCGAGGACCUGUCUCUCCAGGUGUGUGUGCCCGACCCAGAGUUUUCGGGCGACCUCUACGCUCCUCCUGUCCCGUGUCCUGUCGGCACCACUUACCGCCGCAGCAAAGGGUACAGAAAGGUGCCUGGUGACAGCUGCAGUGGAGGUGAUGUUGAGGCCCGACUCGAUGGUGAAAUGCUGCCAUGUCCUGUAGGAGAGAGUAAUGAAUUCAUCCUGUACGCUGUGAGGAACUCUAUCCACCGGUACGACCUGGCCACUGGCAGUGACCAGCCGCUGCCACUCUCCGGUCUCAGGGAAGCUGUGGCUCUGGAUUUUGACUACGACCGGAAUUGUCUGUACUGGGCUGACAUGUCUCUGGACACUAUCCAGCGCUUGUGUCUGAACGGUAGCUCGGGGCAGGAAGUGGUCGUUCGAAAAGACCUACAGAACGUGGAGGCCCUGACAUUUGAUCCUGUUAGUCGACUUCUAUACUGGGUUGACGCUGGAGCACAGAAGAUUGAGGUUUCUAACCCCGAUGGCGACAUGAGGCACACUCUGCUAAACUCGUCCAUUCUGGAACAUCCGAGAGCUCUGGUGCUGCUUCCUGGAGAAAGUCUGAUGUUUUGGACAGACUGGGGUGCCCAUGCUGCUGGUGUGUACCGCAGUUUCAUGGAUGGCACUAAUGUGUCGUGCAUCGUGUCUGAGGGUGUGCGCUGGCCUAAUGGCAUCACAGCUGACGACAACUGGCUGUAUUGGACCGAGGCCUACAGCGACCGCAUCGAGAGGGCCGACUUCAGUGGAGCUCAAAGAAGUGUCCUGAUGGAGGGUCUCCCACAUCCAUAUGCCAUAGCAGUCUUCAAAAAUGAUCUUUACUGGGAUGACUGGUCCAGAAUGGGAAUUUUUAAGGCUCCAAAAGGUGGAUCCCAGGGCAAUGAGUUGAUUGUUGGUAGACUUACUGGAGUAAUGGACCUAAAGAUAUUUUACAAAGGCAAACACAGAGGCCAUAAUGCAUGUGCCGACCAGCCGUGCAGUCUGCUCUGUCUGCCUCAGCCUGGACAUCGUCAUACAUGUGUUUGUCCUGACGGCGCACCCACCUUCAUGUUGCCCAAUGGAGAGCUGCAGUGUCAGUGUCCUAAAGGCUACCAGCUCCUCAACAACACCUGCGUCAAGACCGAGCAAAGUUGUUUACCGAACCAGUACCGCUGCUCCAAUGGCCGCUGCAUUAACAGCAUUUGGAAGUGUGACAGUGACAAUGACUGUGGCGACAUGAGUGACGAAAAAGAAUGUCCCACCACCACCUGUGACCCAUCCAACCAGUUCCGAUGCGUGGCCUCAGGGUCCUGUAUCCCUUUGGCUUUUAAGUGCGACCAUGAAGACGACUGUGGAGACAACAGCGAUGAAGAUCGCUGUGAGUCUCACCAGUGUGGUCCAGGAGAGUUCACUUGUGCUCGAGGAGUGUGCAUUCGUGAGGCCUGGAGAUGUGAUGGAGACAACGACUGCAGAGACUGGUCUGAUGAGGCCAACUGCACCGUUGGCCACCAUACAUGUGAAGCCAGCAGUUUCCAGUGCCACACAGGACACUGUAUCCCACAGCGCUGGAAGUGUGACGGGGAUGAUGACUGUCAGGACGGAUCAGAUGAAGAUCCUGAGCACUGUGAGGGGACUAAGUGUAAAGGCUUCCUCUGCUCCAAUGACACCUGCCUCCCAGCGACCGCACACUGUAACGGCAUCCAGGAGUGUUCAGACGGAGCAGACGAACAGAACUGUGAUCCACUGUGCACCCGUUACAUGGAGUUUGUGUGUAAGAACAGAGCCCAGUGCCUGUUUCAGUCUCUGGUCUGCGAUGGGAUCAUACACUGUGAGGACGGAUCAGAUGAGGACUCAGAGUACGCUGGCUGUGCCACGCCUACAGAGUUCGGUAAAGUGUGCGAUGCUUAUACUUUCCAAUGUGGUAACGGGGUCUGUGUGAGCCUGGAGUGGAAGUGUGACGGCAUGGACGACUGCGGAGAUUACUCAGAUGAAGCAAAUUGUGCCGCUCCCACUGAAGUACCAGGAUGUUCCAGGUACUUCCAGUACGAGUGUAAAAAUGGCCGCUGCAUCCCGACAUGGUGGAAGUGCGAUGGAGAGAACGACUGUGGUGACUGGUCUGACGAGGCUCAGUGCACUGGAGGGGUAACUCCACACACGGUGGCCCCGGGACCCUCCACCUGCGCCCCCAACCGCUUCCACUGUGGCUCUGGAGCUUGUAUCAUCAACACGUGGGUUUGUGACGGCUACGCAGACUGUCCUGACGGCAGUGACGAGCUUGGCUGUCCCACAGUGAACGGCUCUGUGACUGUAGCCCCAGUCCCCACACUCGUUCCGCCGCAGCCUCCAUUUCCGGGGCGAUGCACUCGGGGCCAGUUCCUCUGUGUCAAACCUCCAAACUGCAUCCCAGACUGGCAGCGCUGUGACGGACAAGCUCACUGUCAGGACGGCUCUGACGAAGCCCAUUGCCCCACCCGUGGGCCUUUGUUCUGUGUGAAUGGGACUCGUUGUGCGGACGGAGAGGCCUGUGUUCUGGAAGGUGAGAGGUGCGAUGGUUUCCUGGACUGCUCCGAUCACAGUGACGAGGACAACUGCACCCCUGAGAAUCAGGCGUUCAAAGUUCAGAAUCUGCAGUGGACUCCUGACUUUCUCGGUACCGUCACGUUGACCUGGUCCCGGCCGAAAAACCUGCCAUUGGAUUCAUGCAACUUCCUCAUCUCAUACAGGCUAGUGGAAGCUCAGCAGUGGACCGUGAUGGACACUCACAGCAACAAAACCAGCUACAAACUGACAGUGCUGCAGCCGGACAGUACAUAUCAAGUAAAGGUCCUCACCCAGUGUCUCAGCAAACUGCACAAGACUAACGAGAUCAUCACCGUCAGGACGCCAGAGGGCCUGCCUGAUCCUCCCAGGAACCUGCAGCUGUCCUGUGGGAACAGAGAGGACGGGACCGUGGAGGUGUCCUGGAGCCCCCCUGACAAGUCUCAUGGCCUCAUCAGAGAGUAUAUUGUUGAAUAUAGUGAGAGGAGCGGACAGGACUGGACGUCUCAGAGGUGUGUGGUGACAAGCACCGAAGUGAAGGCUCUGCGCUCGGACACUAUGUACAAGUUCAGGGUGGCUGCUUUGACCAGUCGCGGAUUAGGAAACUGGACUGAAGUUAAAUCAAUUACUCCCCAAAAAGCUCUUCCACCUCCCUCAGUGAACGCUGACAUCACAAACGAUUCCAUUAGUUUCUCCUUCAGCUUUAGCUCACAGUACGAGGCAAAGCACUAUGUAGUGGUUUUGUCCUGGCAGUUUGACAGCCACGUGAAGGAGAGCAAAAACUACACCGUACAGGAGAGGAUUCUGAAAGUUCUGAAUCUGACGGCGGGGACUGUGUAUGAGGUGGCAGUGUGGGCUCACACCAGUAUUGGGGACAGUCCGUCUGCUCUGUCCCAUCACCAGACCAGCGGCGAACAACCAGAGCGACCACUGCUCAAGACCCGUGCACUCAACCAGACCUCGGUGGACUGCAGCUGGACCAUUAGCGAUCCACCUGCACAGGUGGUGUACGGUGUGUUCUUUGCCACAUCCUUCCUGGACCUUUACCGCAGUCCUCGUCUUGUGCACUCUGCGUCUCUGAGUCUGACGGUGACAGUGGACAGUGACGAGCAGUACCUCUUUCUGGUGCGUGUGGUGUCUCCGUAUUUUGGGCCUCCGUCAGACUACGGUGUGGUCAAAAUGAUCCCCAACGAGCGUCUCCCUCCCAGGAACCUUCACCGAGUUCGAGUGGACAAGACACAGGCCACACUAAAAUGGCAACCUCCCUAUGACGCCCCCAACACUGCCUUGACGUACGCGAUCCAUGUGCGGGAUGUGGUCCGUAAGGAUGAGCGAGACUAUAAGCUGACAUCCAAAAAUAACACAGUGGAGUAUGUGCUGAAGGGUCUGGAGCCCGGGGGUCGAUACAGCGUCUCUGUGCGACUGCGGAACAUGAGCAAAGAGGCCAGCUUCACUCUCAGCACAGUGCCCCUCUCGGCUCCAGAGGCCUUAAAGAUUUUGACAGAGAAAGACCAUGUAUUCCUGUUCUGGAAAAGUCUUGCGGUCCGAGAAAAGGGCUUCAAUGAGAGCAGGGGAUACGAGGUGCAUGUUUACGACAGUGUGACCAACAAAACCUCGUUCUUGGGAAACACCACAGAGACGUACUUCCGCAUCAGCACCCUCCUCCUGGGGCACAACUACACCUUCUAUGUCCAGGCGCGGUGCCUCGUGAGCGGGCAGCUGUGUGGAGACCCCGCCCUGCUCCUCUACAACGACCUGGCUGCAGGAGCCAAUGAUGCGUCUCGCGGUGUUGAGGCAUCAGGCGGAGACAUGGCGGCGGUGGUGGUGCCUGUGUUGUUCCUUCUGCUGCUGGUCGUGUGCGGAGGCCUCGUGGCUCUUUACUUCAGACACCGCCGCCUCCAAAACAGCUUCACCGCCUUCGCAAACUCACACUACAACUCACGCUUAGGCUCCGCAAUCUUUUCCUCCGGGGAUGAACUGGACAUUUCCAUUCUUUCAGGUGAUGAUGAUGAAGAUGCUCCGAUGAUUAGUGGCUUCUCAGACGAUGUUCCCAUGGUGAUCGCGUAG